AAUUAAUAGCAUAAUAGCAUUAUAACUAUGUUUAAAUAUAUAGUUUGGAUAACAUAAUAACAAGGAUAUACAUAUUUUCAAUUAGCAUAUGACUCAUCUUAUACAUACUGGGACAGUUUUAACCUAUGGCUCUCGCUAAUUGACGUACAAGAUCGAAUCAGAAUCAUGACGAUUUGUGAACAAAGCUGCCAAUAAAACCGCAGUCGAAAAAAAUUGUUAAAUUGCUUAUUAUGUUAUAUGCUCUAUUGGUUGAAAUAUUAGAAAUCCAUACAGUUUAAACGGUCAUAACAUUAGAGUUAAUAAGACUGAAAAGUUAUAACAUUAUCUAUUUUAAAUUGCAAGACCUUGAGCGCCCCCGUGUGGUAUUUCUGAUAAAAUUCAUACGUCACAACGAUAACAUGGGAUUUGUUUGUACUGGGGAUUACAACUAAUACUGAUCACUAUUAAUAUUAUGUAUGUGUAUGGAGUAACCCAAUCACACAUCGUAUUAUACAUGAAUCUUAUCAUGUUUUUUUAAUCUGCAACGUAAUGCUGUUGAAGUCACCAACUGAUACUGAAAUGCAGGCUUUUUCAGGCCUGGAGUGGGUGGGGUUUUGUCGCUGAUUGCUUACUGUAAUGCAGAAAAUGACAAAGAAAAUAUUGCACGUAUACAUGUUUCCCUGAGUAUUAACAUGUCCUACAAAAGUUUUGAUAGGGUGACUCAAACUGGAGUCUGAAUGGGUAUGCUGGCGUGCUUCCCGAUGCUGUAGGCUCCAGGUUUACUGCUGCGCCGCGUUGGCGUAGCCAAGUGGCUGAGAAAGAUGGAUGGAUCAUUCCAAGCUGACACCCAUAUAAUUGUAGGCUGUUUGUUACUCAUCUCUUUCUAGGCUUCUAAUGACAGCUCACAUCCUAUGGACUGAACACGUGAUAAAGUACAAAGUGCGAGUUGAAUGGGGCUGUUUAUUAAAUAUAAUCAUACUUGAGGGAUGGGUGUCAUUACAUAUCACCGUUUCGACUCUUAUUUGAGCUUUAUUUCUGGGCUGAGUGCACUGUGCUGCAUGUCCCAACAAUAAACCGCUGCGUCCCACAUCCAAGCCAAGUUUUGUAACUAUGAACUGCCCUCUACUCUGUUUUGGAAAGAGACCUUCCUCCCCCACACCCUUAUUUUAGAGAAGCCACAUACGCUUUUUAGGCUUAUUUGGUUCGGUAACUCGGACUUACGUCUUUGGGCCAGCCAAUUUUGAUAUGUCCCCCAUAAUCUUUUUUCCUCCCCCAAAGAAUUAUUACUUGUUUUCUUUAGAUUAGAUGUUUGAUAUUUCUCAAGCUGACAGUUUUCUUGUGCUUACAUACAGUAACUUUUUAAAUAUUUUUUUAUUGUCACAAUGGCCUCAGCUCCUUCAGCUUCGGCUUUAUCGGCUGUUCUUCGCUGCAGGGGAAAUAUAUUCAACAAAAAACGGCCUGGAAGCGGCUACAGCCUCGGACCCAAGUGCGGGACGCCCGGCGAGCCGGUAGCGUCUAGUGCGUGCUCGGAGUCGCGUCAGCCCCGGCUGGCGUGGAGGGCGCUACUUUUCGGGGGACACGCCGAGGCCAGAGACGGGAUACCCGUGGUUAUCCGGUGGCAGCUGCUCCGCAAGGUGCUGACCGACAGAUCCAGGGAAGCCGGAGCUCCGGUAAGCGGCCGCCACCGGCGGACGGAGGCGCAGAUUCCCUGCAAGCGGUCUGCGGCUGCGCCAGCGUCGGCCGGACGGGGACCCAAGCGGGGAUCUGGCUUCGCGGAUACGGUUUUGUUGGCUUUAGGGCCAGGGAAAGGCACUUCACCGAGGGAACCAAGAAACGGCAGGAUCGCCGGAGCUGCCCUGGAUCAGUCAGCACCCAAGACGUGUUUGUUUGUGCAGUGUUUGCUGAAAUCAAAGGGAUUCAGCGACGACUACGGGCCGCCGGUGAGGCUCCGCGCCGUCUGGGCGUCUCUCAAGGGCGGCUGCUCGCUUCUUAACGCCCUGCUGUCGGAUCUCCUGCGCAGACGAUUUAUAGUUGCAGAUGGAUCUCGGUGCAUCCACGGUAUAUUCAAGGUGGACGAUCAAAGGGCGACUUUUGCCAAAAGUCAAGACCCAUCCAGCAGCUAUAACGACUGUCACACGGUAAUCGGUUUUAAAGGAAGACGCCGCCCUACUAGUUUGGAAGUAGAAGGAGGAUCUCCAAAAUCCACAUCCUGCCCCAAAACCUCUACAGUCUCUGGAAAAUGAGGACUUCGGUUGAGGGGAAUCCCCGCUCUCCUCGGCUCCUGUGUGACGUGUUUGCCGGCCCUCGGGUGAGGGUUUCCGUUUUGGGGUGUCCAGCUUAAAGUACGCGCUUUAAUCCACAAGACAAAAGGUUAUUCCGCUGGUUUUUUGCCAGAGGUCAUUUCAUCAUAAUAUUUAUUUAACAGACCUUUUGUUUCAUACAAGUUGCACGACAGGUUUAUGUAUUUUUUUUUUUUGCACAUUUUAUGAAAUGGCUACGUGUAGAUCAAAACGAACUUCUAAAAGUUGUCGCCAAGAUUUUCUUAAGUCAGUUAAAAAACAGCACUUUUAAUGUAAGACCAUCGACUAUUACGUCAGUGGAAUAUUUUUAUUAAAAAGUUCAAAUGUAAUACACAUAUGUCAUUGUGACAUGAAAGAUGUAUUCAGCUCAGUAUUUCCGUGCUAAAUAUGUAAGGAAAAGUUUUUGUUCCAUAAGCCAUUUGAAAUAUCAGGAUAAUCGGUCACCGUUUAUGUAUAAAUCACCAAACUGUGUUCAUUAGGAGAAACGCUCCUCUCUUCAUCUCUAAUAAUUAUUGGCUGCUAAAGCUCUCAGUGGUUAAGAUCAACUUGUAGUUGUAUAAUUGUUUUAAGACACUAAAAAGUCGAGAGCAUUGUUAUGUGGCUUGGUAAACGACCUAUAUAACACAUCACUCUCCUUGAAUAUGGAUCAAACUCCUUCCCUGGGUCCCCCACCUGCUUUACUAUCAAUCCCAUGACUGCCUCCUUGGGCCAGUGCUGUGGGAUCAGGGUGACAUCUAACUUGGUUAAGGUCAAAUGUGUUUUUUUUCCUCCAGUUUGACCUGUUAGCCAAAUCUUAUUAUAAUAUUGAUAUCAAUAAUUGUAUUGCUGGAUGUAAUAUAUAGAAUAGAAAAUCCUGCAUAAUGCUGACAAUAUGGAAUAUUUUUGGAGGAACCUGAGAGAGUCUGCAGUGGAUGUGGGGGAGAUCCAAGGAGCUGCAUGUCUCCACAGUGUGCAAGAAUGGAAUAAUAGAGAAACAGUAUCAGGUUUCCUCAAGGCCUGGAGACCUUUGCCAUUUUGGCUCCCUCAACAUGAUGCAUACAUCUGUUCUAACACAAACGGGUGUUUCUUUUUAACAGCGUGUAUGAACCCGCCCCAUUCUGUCAAUCGAUUUUGCAAGGUUCUCCAUUAAUGGAAAUGUAGGAAGUUCGUACAGUACUGUUAAUUUAUUUUUGAUAUGCCUUGCCGUUCUGUUAAGAAAAAAAGAAAUGUGUGGAUAAAGUAACUGAAAUCUACAGAAAGACAGAAAUACAGUCAUAAUCGCCGCAUCGUUAAUAUGGGAAAAUACCAUGUUGAACCACAGUUUUAGGUGAUUCUGAUUAUUUGUCAGCUUUCUAAAAGUGAUGAUGAUGGUUAAUGAUCAAAUCAUAUUAAUGAUACAAGAAAUCAGUGGAUUUUUUUGUAGAAUGUUAUUGCACAAAAUGCUUUGAAAUAUAUUUUAGAAAUUAAAAGUCAAAUUCAAUCCA
Molecule: messenger RNA, 3742 nt
Organism: Brienomyrus brachyistius
Lineage: Eukaryota; Metazoa; Chordata; Actinopteri; Osteoglossiformes; Mormyridae
Exons: 2
Coding region: 1362-2222 (286 amino acids)
Source: RefSeq, a predicted model, not a curated record